AUGCCAACCACCAAGGGAACUGGAGGGGCUGACAGCCCACGGGGUCAGCGCUACCGUCCGGCCUCAGAGUUCGAUGAUGCCACACUAGCCCAGAAGAGAGAGUACUGGAAGACCAAGAAACGAGAGCAGAGGGCCAAGCUGUCAGAGGUCAAGAAGGCAAAAGCUACAAACAGAGGGAGUAACUCCUUGGGCAGAAAUGCAGUCCAUAAUACCCUAACCUCAAUGGCAUUGAAUUCCAGUGCCUCUUGUUCAAUGGCAGGGUCUGCCCCCCCUUUGUUGAAUAGCGAUGGUUCCUACCAAACCAAUGUCGGUGGUGCACCUGUAGUCUUAUUAAAGGGAAAGGGUUCUGCUGUCUUUCAUCAUCAGAACCAUAGUGUUGGGGAAGGGGACCAAAACUCUUCCUCAGCAAACCAAAAGGAGAGGUGGUUCCAGAGGAUAAAACUCGACAAAGUCUUGCCUCAGUUCCCAACGUCCAGUUCAGGUCCAGGAAAAGGUGCGAUGGUCUGCAAGAUGGCGGUGAAAAGUUCCCCAAAAGGGGGCACUGUGAUCGGAACGGUUACCCCAGCCAAACACAACGGAGUGCUGCUCAACAGUGGCUCCUCCGUGCCUCUGGUAAAAGUGACGGUGAGACCCUCAGGCUCUGCACCUCGCCAACCACCAAGCGGAAUGACUAUUCUGAAUGGCAGCACUCCUGUAGUGUCGACUCAAAAGCAUCUGGCCACCCAGAGUGUAUCAAGGCCUGAUGCGUUAACUGAGACGCAAAUUACAGUGCGUGUUCAGCCUGGACCGCUAACUGCUAACAUUACCACAGGGUUGACCGUGACCAAUCAGUCUGCCCCUGCCCUCAUUCACAAACCAGAGGGUAGGCCUAUAGGGAUGAAAGUAACAGAACUAGGUGGGAAAAAGAGUGACUUGGUCACAGCCCAAGGAGUUAGAAGUAUCAACGACACAUCAGCUCCACUGGAGACUGAGGAGGAGAAAGCCGCCAUGCGCAGAGAGAAUUGGCGCAUCAAGAAGCGAGAACAGAGAGCGAAGCAGGCGGGUAGGUUAACGAAGGCCAGAGAGAGAAUCACGAACAUGGAGGUAUCGUUGCAGAAAGCUGGACUGUUAACCAACGUGGUCAUUGAACGUCCUCCGUCUGCUUUGAGUGGACAGGGCCAGAGGCAGUGUGUUAAUAGAGUCAGGGUCCCGUUCAUCUCAGCCGGACGCCUGCUAAAGAACGCCAGAGCAGUGGCUAGCGUUGUAGUCAAAAGGGAGUCUGAGGAUUCAGUCCUGGCUAAGCUAACUGCAGUCAACACUAAUCAACAGACCGUUCAGCUAAAAGUAGAGAAUCCGCAGGAAGCUGAAGCAACAAUGCAAACUGGUAUGGCAUCGAAUGUCAUUGGUUAUAAACCAGCAGGGGAACCAAGCAGAAGGCUCCCUGGUCCAGGGCAGUUUGCCAACACUAGCCGAGGUAUGGUCCGUUGUAGGACUCCGAGACAGAGGUUCAUUGAAACCCAACGGAAUUACCUGGGUCAGAGAAACAUGAGGAAGUCCCCCUGUCAUGCUACAGCCUUCAAAACCCGCAACGCACUCCGAGAGGACCCAACGGAGACCCCCGAGCAGAGGGUGGCCCGGAAGCGGGAAUACUGGCGUGUCAAAAAGCGGGAACAGCGAGCUAAGCUGUCGGUGGAAGUCCGAGCUAAGAUGAAGGAGAGGGAUGCUCUGAUGCGAAGAGUCAACCGGUACCAGAGCAUACUGGAGGAUAUGAGGAAGGCGAGAGCGGCGGGCAACAACACACUGCCACAACCAACAGGAAGUAGGCCUACCCACACCAACGCCUCAGAGACCAUUGGAGGGUUCAUCAAGGAGGAUGGUACCUUGACCAAUACCAUUCCCCAAAUUGAUCUCAUUACAGAAGCAAAAGAGACUGGGGGUGAAAUUAGUUUCAGCGGUGGGAUACCUGUUAAUAAUUCAUUUACCAACACUAACACACAUCGCCAACACCAACUGCUUCCCAAACCCACUGGUGAUACAUCUAGUAAUAUGGUACAUCAAAUACGGGUCAACCCACCACCACCUCUAAUCCGUCCUGCUCAGGUCAAUGUCUCCGGUUCUCCCAUCGGCCUGUCAAUCACAAAGCCUCCCAGGUUAGUUUCAGUCAGACCGAGGACUGAAUUUCGAAGCACACCGAAAAACCUCCUGAAUCCACAAACAGUUGUCCAGCCCCAGAGUCAUAUCACCCUCACACGCCCUCAAAACACCUUUCCUGGUUUGCCUACAGCGAUACCAAAGCCGGCUAGCUGCGUCAUGCAGAUGGCUGUCAAAGCUUCUACAGCAUCAGCAGUGCUAAACUUGGACCCAAAGCUAACAGAGGAGGAAAAGAUGGCUAAGAAGAGGGAGUACUGGAGGGUAAAAAAACGAGAGCAGAGGGCAGCCCGUGCCACCCGCCUAAGGCAAGGUGUUCAAGCUAGGGGAAAGACUACCUCACAGAAGAGGCGGAACCAAAAAUUAGCACGAUUAGCCGUCCCCAUUCCCAAUGUCAACACCUCUGUCAACAACACACAGACUAUCAAGCCUCUCUCAAACACCAGUUUGUCCACGCCUCCACAGGGAAACCAAAUCAAACAAGGGAGAGGAUCAACAGACGCUCCAUGUCCUCCACUGGAACAACCCCUCUGUGUUGAUAUCAAACCGUCCCGGUGUUCACCACCACCUCCAGAGCCACCACAGACCGAGCCGCCAGACCCAGCCUUGAGUGCUGACAGCCAGGCCACCACUCUCCUGGUGGUGGCCUCUAUGAAGAAGCUCCUGGAGGAAUCGCUCAGCACUGUGGCUGACUGUAAAAUGGAACAGCCAGACUGUAUUACUGAACAGCCAGACUGUAUUACAGAACAGCUGCCUUGUAAAAGUGACCCUCAGACCUGUUCCUACAAGGAUGCUGCCGUCCGGAUGGAGGUCAAGCCAAAUCUACCUCUGCUCACCGUGGGAGAUGAGAAGGUCUCCCUGUCUGGUGACCUAUCGUUGGAGGUCAAAGGGUGGCAGGUGGAUGCUGACACCCUGCCAUCCUGCCAGGUAACCAUUCGUCCAUUGAGCCCUCAUCCUAAGGACUCUCCCCUGUCAAGUCCUUGCACUGAAACACUGUAUUUCCCAGCUCUCCCUCCCUCCGAUCCCCCCACUCACACACCCACACACUCCUGGACCCACAUGGCGGCUUCCAGGGGACCACACCUCCCUCGCAGAGCCCAGAGGCUGCGUUCCAAAAAAGCAGGACACCACCACUGCUGCUCCCCAGAACCCCCGAAGCUGCUGCUACAACAACAACAAAAUCAACAACUUCAAAAUCAACAACAGCAUCAGCAACAUCAGCACGCCCCAGCGGUGACAGGCCAGAAUGUGACUCUGGAGAAGAAGAGGGAAUACUGGAGGAUGAUGAAGAGGCAGCAGAGAGCUAGGACAGCCAGGCAGGGAGGAGGGGGGCUGAGACGGGGGGACUACGGCAGACGACUGGCCCUCAAAGCAGCAAAGGUGGGUGGAUGUCUUUUGUAAUCUUGAUAUUACAUUUCAUCACUGCAGAUUUUGUCAUUCACAAUGGUAGGCCUAUACUUAUCAUUUCAAUGAAAUUUGAGGUAAAAGUAUGUUUUUUGGUUAUGUCAUUUGGAGUGUGGAACUGAUAUGUAGUUCGCAAAGCGUUUUAGGUACUUACAGAACAUACUGUACAGUUGUGUCCUCUGGUCAGGGCCACUGUCAAGUCCAACUGAAAUACCAUGAACCUAUACUGAACAAAAAUAUAAACGCAACAAUUUUGAAGAUUUUACUGAGUUACAGUUCAUAUAAGGAAAUCAGUCAAUUGAAAUAAAUUCAUUAGGACCUAAUCUAUGGAUUUCACAUGACUGGGUAUACAGAUACAGUUGAAGUCGGAAGUUUACAUACACUUAGGUUGGAGUCAUUAAAACUCAUUUUUCAACCACUCCACAAAUGUCUUGUUAACAAACUAUAGUUUUGGCAAGUCGGUUAGGACAUCUACUUUGUGCAUGACACAAGUAAUUCUUUCAACAAUUGUUUACAGACAGAUUAUUUCACUUAUAAUUCACUGUAUCAUAAUUCCAUUGGGUCAGAAGUUUACAUACACUAAGUUGACUGCCUUUAAACAGCUUGGAAAAUUCUAUAAAAUUAUGUCAUGGCUUUAGAAGAUUCUGAUAGGUUAAUUGACAUCAUUUGAGUCAAUUUUGGAGGUGUACCUGUGGAUGUAUUUCAAGGCCUACCUUCAAAAUCAGUGCCUCUUUGCUUGACAUCAUGGGGAAAAAAAUUAUAGACCUGUCUGGUUCAUCCUUGGGAGCAAUUUCCAAACGCCUGAAGGUACCACGUUCAUCUGUACAAACAAUAGUACGCAAGUAUAAACCUCAUGGGACCACGCAACCGUCAUACCGCUCAGGAAGGAGACGCGUUCUGUCUCCUAGAGAAGAAAAAGCCAGACUACGGUUUGCAACUGCACAUGGGGACAAAGAUCGUACUUUUUGGAGAAAUGUCCUCUGGUCUGAUGAAACACAAAUAGAACUGUUUGCCCAUAAUGACCAUCGUUAUGUUUGGAAGAAAAAGUGUCUUGCAAGCCGAAGAAAACAAUCCAAAUCGUGAAGCACGAGGUUGGCAGCAUCAUGCUGUGGGGGUGCUUUUCUGCAGGAGGGACUGGUGCACUUCACAAAAUAGAUGGCAUCAUGAGGAAGGAAAAUUGUGGAUAUAUUGAAGCAACAUCUCAAGACAUCAGUCAGUAAGUUAAAGCUUGGUCGCAAAUGGGUCUUCCAAAUGGACAAUGACCCCAAGCAUACUUCCAAAGUUGUGGCAAAAUGGCUUAAGGACAACAAAGUCAAGGUAUUGGAGUGGCCAUGAGCCCUGACCUCAAUCCUAUAGAACAUUUGUGGGCAGAACAGAAAAAGCAUGUGCGAGCAAGGAGGCCUACAAACCUGACUCUGUCAGGAGGAAUGGGCCAAAAUUCACCCAACUUAUUGUGGGAAGCUUGUGGAAGGCUACACACAUUUUUUUAAAGGCAAUGCUACCAAAUACUAAUUGAGUGUAUGUAAACUUCUGAACCACUGGGAAUGUGAUGAAAUAAAUAAAAGCUGAAAUAAAUCAUUCUCUCUACUAUUAUUCUGACAUUUCACAUUCUUAAAAUAAAGUGGUGAUCCUAACUGACCUAAGACAGGGAAUUUUUACUAGGAUUAAAUGUCAGGAAUUGUGAGAAACUGAGUUUAAAUGUAUUUGGCUAAGGUCUAUGUAAACUUCCGACUUCAACUGCACCUUUUAAAAAGAGAGGUAGGGGCGUGGAUCAGAAAACCAGUCAGUAUCUGGUGUGACCACCAUUUGCCUCAAGCAGCGCGACAUCGCCUUCGCAUAUAAUUGAUCAGGCUGUUGAUUGUGGAAUGUUGUCCCACUCCUCUUCAAUGGCUGUGUGAAGUUGCUGGAUAUUGGCGGGAAUUGGAUGUCGAUCCAGAGCAUCCCAAACAUGCUCAAUGGGUGACAUGUCUGAGUAUGCAGGCCAUGGAAGAACUGGGACAUUUUCAGCUUCCAGGAAUGUUAUACAGAUCCUUGCGACAUGGGGCCGUGCAUUAUCAUGCUGAAACACGAGGUGAUGGCAGCGGAUGAAUGGCACGACAAUGGGCCUCAAAGAUCUCGUCACGGUAUCUCUAGGCAUUCAAAUUGCCAACAAUAAAAUGCAAUUGUGUUCAUUGUCUGUAGCUUAUGCCUGCCCAUACCAUAACCCCACGCCACCAUGGAAAACUCUGUUCAUAAUGUUGACAUCAGCAAACCGCUCACCCACACGACGCCAUACACGUGGUCUGUGGUUGUGAGGCCAGUUGGACGUACUGACAAAUUCUCUGAAACAUUGGAGGCAGCUUAUGGUAGAGAAAUGAACAUUAAAUUCUCUGGCAACAGCUCUGGUGGACAUUUAUGCAGUCAGCAUGCCAAUUGCGCGCUCCCUCAACUUGAGACAUCUGUGGCGUUGUGUGAUUAAACUGCACAUUUUAGAGGGGUAUUUUAUUGUCCCCAGCACAAGGUGUACCUGUGUAAUGAUGAUGCUGUUUAAUCAGCUUGUUGAUAUGCCACACCUGUCAGGUGGAUGGAUUAUCUUGGCAAAGGAUAAAUGCUCACUAACAAGGAUGUAAACAAAUUUGUGCACAAAAUUUGAGAGAACAUUUCUGGGAUCUUAUAUUUCAGCUCAUGAAAUAUGGGACCGACACUUUACAUGUUGCGUUUUAUGUUUUUGUUCAGUGUAUUUGACAAAUAGAGGAAGAGGGGUAGAUGUAUGUAUUCUGAGAACUGGACAAACAUAUAAACAAGUACAUUUUUGUAAAAAUAAACAAAUAGAUCAAAUAACCCCGGUUAUAAAUGAUACUGUAUAUUGUGACAUAAAACUAUUGUAAACGUAUGCAUCGAUUGUGUUGUUGUCUUUCAGGUUUCGAAUCUCCUUAUUGUGAAGACCCAGAGGCCAGUGCAGAGGAGCGGAAGCUUCGGUCUACACACAGCACCAUUGCUGAAACUGCAGUCCUCCCCCCUUCUCCAGCCUAUAUCUCCCCCUGCUUCUGGACCCCAGGCUAGCCUCGGCACGGUCACCAACAUCCCUACACUUCUGGUUGUAGACCCCACCACCUCCAACAUGGAACAGUCAUAUGAUACAACACAGCUCAACCCUCCUGUCAACUGUACCAGUAUCUCCAAUUCACCCAUUGGUCACACAGAGUCCCCACAGACAUCUCAUAGCUUUAGUACCGUGUCUCUCCCUAUAGGAAGCGGUGUCACUGUCCCCCCGUUGGGUGAGGCGAAGAAAGACGGGCUGCUAUUGGUGGAGAACCAACAGGAAGCGGCCCCAGGAUCCAGCACUGACUCGCCCCGCAUUCUAAAAUGGAGACUGCGAGUGCAGGAAACCUUGGACACCGAUACCUCACCUAUCGCUACUCUGACACCUCCACCCAACCCUUUGACUAGCAUCAAGCUCUUACCAAUUCAGCCUCCCAGUCAAACAUCCUCUUUCACCCCAACACAGACUCCUUUCAAAUGUCAUGGUGCUCAGAUUUCUCAAAGUGGGAAUGUACAUAAUGUACGAUCGCCUACAAUGCAGGGGCUCACCAAAAGCCCCAUCUACAUAAGCCCCAUGGGUCCGCCCAAGCCAGUGCCGGGGGAGUCGGAAGAGGAGACUCUGAGAAAGAAGAGGGAGUACUGGAGGGUGAAGAAGAAGGAGCAGCGAGCCAGGAAAGCAAUGAGAGAUGGGGAGUUGACGGAAAAGAGGCCCUCGGUCAACUGGCAUCCCAACCUCCCCAACGCUCAUCAUCCUCAACACCUACUUGAGGAGAUGGAGACUCAGGUAACGUUUUCAAUGGUGAAUGUUUCAAAGAAAAGGCCAUAUAAUAUUGUAAUAAGUCAGAACUGUACAGUGAGGGAAAAAAAUACUUAUUUCCCUCAUUAAAAUGCAAAUCAAUUUUAUAACAUUUUUGACAUGCAUUUAUCUGGAUUUUUUGUUGUUAUUCUGUCUCUCACUGUUCAAAUAAACCUACCAUUAAAAUUAUAGACUGAUCAUGUCUUUGUCAGUGGGCAAACGUACAAAAUCAGCAGGGGAUCAAAUACUAUUUUCCCUCACUGUAUGUUUAACCAUUGACUGAACCGUAACUUUGCGUAAAUCAUGCAUUGAUACCAAGGGAUGAGGAUUCAGCCUUGGGUAACUUUCAUUCCUCUUGGUCAGUUCAUUUCCAUAACUAUUUUUAUUUUUUUUCUCAACCAAAGGAACAGGAUCCUGACCGGUGGUGCAACACCUCCGAGGACUCUGAACUACUUCUAAGGUGAGAGACCAGUUUUCAGACUUCUCUCUGACGUCUGUUAUCCCAAGGUGUGUGUUAGUAGUAACCAUAACUGUGAUGUCCUUUUUUCCAUAGUACUUCCACAGAGACAGACAUGGGCUACUUUCCUGACUUUGGCCAUUCGGAACCUUUAGAAGGUAAUGCAUUUGAUACUUCUAGAUCUAUUAAGCCUAAAUCUAGCUACAGCUAUAGGCCUUUCUUAGAGUAACCUUGUUGCCUUAGUAGAAAAUGUGGCUAACUAGGCCAAAUAUUUGUACAAAUAUUUUGGACCCUUGGCUAGUAGAAAGUCAUCAUGGACUAGUAGAAAUUGCAGUCCGCUGGGCCGACUGACCAGUGCCCAAAAUCCUAAAGUUCCACGUCUCACAAUACCACUAUCUUUCCUCUAGACGAAUCAGAGCUGCUUUUCCUAGACGACGAUCAUGGCGGAAACUACGACGGCGCCAUCUCGGAUGCUGUAUGGAGGAAUCGCUACCUCAUGGACUACGACCCGCUGAACCAGCUGCUGGUGUGUAUGGUGUGUGGGGAGCUCCAGUACUCCCACAGCCUAGAGGGGGUGAGGGCCCACAUCGACGAGGCCCACCCGGACACCCUGAGCCUGGAGCCCCCGGAGCACCGGCGCAUCCUGGAGGCCUGGGACGAGCAGGUGUCCAGGAGAGAACGCUUCUUCACCAGCCAGCUGCAGCAGCACAGUGGGACGAUGGGAGGUAAUUAGGCUAUAUUAUAUAUUAUAUUAGAGAGCUCAGAGUUCUUCCUGUUCCUGGCAAUGGGGACAUUUGGGAUUAAGGAUUUCUGAUAUAUCCAUGCACAUUUCGUUUCAGGGGAAAGUGCCAACUUUCCAGCAGAAGUAAUGGUUGAUACAGAGGACUCGUCAUACCUGACGAACAGCAAAAGCGCCAAAACUAUUAAAAGACUCUGAGCGCUAAGGUGAGCAUUUGAGCCUUCAUAACUGUACAUUGCACAGACACCAUGUAUGUCUGUAUAUCAUAAUGUUGACCAUAGCUCUCUGUAUACCAAGGGGUGCAUUCUUAUCGGUCUGUAGGAACAUGUUUUUACUACACAUAUGUCGGACAUUGUUUGACAAACUCGUACCUUCUCCUACUAAUUUGUCGUAAUUUGCAGAAGCACAAAUAGCUAAAUUCCAGACAGCAUAAAACAACAAUAGAAGGCCAUUGUGAGAAGAGUAAGAGAAAACACUGCUGUUUUUUCUUUUGUGUAUUGAUUUUUACGGAGAAGUUCACCUCUACAAAGGAUGAACUAAACUUGAACUGUAUACCUGUAUAGGGGACAUGGAACCACAAGAGGCAAGCUUUACCUCAUUAACUGGGAUAAAUACACACACACGAAUGUAUGUAUCUUCUUGCUGUUUUCGAUAGCGCAAUUUUGUAGCGAUCAUCAUUCACUACUGCUACACCAUGUCUCCUGUGCCCUAAACACCAAAACGUAAUAUCAAUGAGGGAUGUCACUGGACUCUAUAAUGCUUUAUAACAUACUAAAGCACAGUCAGGACUCUCCCUCAGUCUACAGCACUGGGUUAACUUAACGUCCCUGUUAUGUGUCCAUGACAAACAGGUCAGUGAUGUUCUUCAAUCUGAAUGAAUGACAUGUCCUUGGUCUUCUCAAUGUAUCAGGAUCAAUAUGAUCCAGGUUUUAAGGGUAAAUAGCAGACCUGUGAAUUUGACUUGGAGACCAUGCGUCUAUUGAAGUGGUCUACAGGUGAUCAAUUGUUCAAUGGUUGAUAUUCGUCUGUACAUACAGUACAUUUUAUAAUUUCACUUAAUGAUAUGUUUAUGUAAUAUUUCUCACAAUUACUAUCAGUUUUGUAUAAAGUUUUGUACUGUAUUAACAAUCAAUUGUUAUUCAGGUCAAAGACCAUCUGGUUUUUUUUUCUUCCCUUUUCAAAAAGGGACAUCCUUGCAUGAGGGUAUUCUAAAUAUGUCAUAAAAAGUACUGGUAUAUAAUUAUUUUUCUUGCAGCAUACUGUAUCUACAAGACUGACUCUUCAAAAUACUUAUUUGACACACAAAACAACAACAUUGUUUUAAUAAAUCAUUGUUCUGGAAUAUAAAAUGUUCUUCCUUUUUAAUAAAUGUAAACAUUGUUUUUGUAAUGGUGAUUUGAGAAAUGUAUUUCUGCACUGUAAAUACAACACAGAAUAGUUCUGUUUAGAGGGGUGGUGAAAUGGCAAUACCCUUUCAUGUAUUAUUUCAAUGCCUAUCACUUAAUGGUUGCUCACAUUGUUUCGGAUUCAUAUUUCCUUGUCUAUUCAUACUGUAUACAUCAACUAUAUUUUUUAAUGCCUUUAUUUAGUCUGAACAAUCAGUCAGCGGCAACAAAUAUACAUAAUUAUUUAAUUUUUAUUUAAUUGUAUCCCUGAUUUUAACAAUCAAUUAUCAGCAUAUGUGUUUUAUUUUUUAUUUUUUAAACAAACAAAAAAAGAUUGAAGAUCCAUUGGCCCUGUUGCUGGGAUGUUUGUAUACUUCCUAUAUGUAACAGAAAAUGUGUGGAAAAGAUGUCCAUUUCCAUUGUUUUUGGUUCACCAAUAUGCUG
Messenger RNA from Coregonus sp. 'balchen', 10373 nucleotides. Lineage: Eukaryota; Metazoa; Chordata; Actinopteri; Salmoniformes; Salmonidae. The record is from the annotation of a GenBank genome assembly.